UGCUAUUGAUUUUUAGUGUCCUUUCAAGUUAUCGAAGCAAAAAAAGAAAAGAAACCCUUUAAUUCCUGCUUAUAAAAGCACCCAAGAAGCUUAAGAUUUUGCCAACAUCUUGAACUUAGAACUUGUCAGCUUCAACGGCUACCUCAGGUUCCUUUUCAGUCCUUCUUUUACAUGAUUUUUUCGGUUCUUGAAGUGAAUUUUUACCUUUUCUUUUAGAAUGUAGAUUUUCGUUCUUGGAUUGUGAGAAUGUUGAUUCUUGCCUUACAGUGCAAUUUAUUAUGUUUAUCUAAGCGUGUGUGUAUAUGUUGUUUUUAUUGCUGUUCUUUUGUGCCGUAUUUGUUUUUGUUCUAAUACACGUACAUUGCAAUUAUUACAGCCAGAAUAAUCGUGGUUUUGUUAAAUUAAACCUACAAUGGAUGGGAUCAGUACUUCUGCUCGAUGUUCAUCAAAGCUUAAGCGAAGGAGAGUAGAUGCGAUUCGUGAAUUUCCCAAAGUGUGCGGAAUAUUUCCAGUUGUGAUGGACUCAAGAGAUGGUGAAGAUUAUAUUGUUGAUCACGUACAGCCUCCACAAAAUCCUGUUACUCAAGCUGCAAGAAGAAAGUACCCUCCUCCGAGGAUAUUGAAAGGAUCUUCUGUCCAGCGAGAUUUUCCUAGUGGUUUUGGGCAGGUUCGUUCUGCUGUGAAACAGAAUCUGUUUUCUGUUUCUCAUGACAUUUCAUCCCACGGUUGCGGUAAGCAAAACAGUUUUGUUUCCCAAGAAAAUGCCUCAGAAAAUAGUUAUGCAGGAAAUCAGAAUUUUUCUUCUGUUUCCAAGAAAAUCUUUGCACAAAACAAGAAGAAGUUUAUUGUAGCAGAUUAUAGGUCGAUGAGGUCUGAUGGUACUUUGGGGAACAAGGAAACUGGUGGACAUCGUGGAUCAAGUGCUAGUUGUGAUAAAGUGAAAGAAGUCUUGAGAUUGUUUCAUCUAACACUUGCGAAGCUUUCGAAAGAAAAUUUAGCAAAGCCAAAAAUGGAGAGAGAAUUUAAUGUCCCUAGAAAGGCAGCAAUACUUAUUAAAGAUCACCAAAAAUGGAUUGAUACAAGCAAACGGGUGGGUCCGGUUCUUGGAGUUAACAUUGGUGACAAGUUUCGAUUUCAGGCUGAACUAAAUGUAAUCGGCCUUCAUUGUCACUUUUAUAAUGGAAUAUAUUAUAUGAAAAAGAAUGGGAUCUCAUUGGCCACUAGCAUUGUCGUGUCUGAGCGUUAUCCCAAUAACAUGGAAUCGUAUGAUGUCCUCAUUUAUUCCGGUCAUGGUGGAAAUCCAACAGUUCGAGGCAGGCAAGCAGUUAAAGAUCAGAAGCUUCAACUGGGAAAUCUUGCAUUGAAGCACAGUAUGGAUUGUAAGACUCCUGUACGAGUCAUUUACAAAGUAAAGCUUAAGAGUUCCAAAACAUUUUCCUUAAAAGGUACUGGCUGGAGCAAAAAUUUGAACCCGAUAUUCGUUUAUGAUGGCCUAUACAUAGUUGAAAAAUUUUGGGAAGAAAGAGGAGAAUUCGGUAAACUUGUCUUCAAAUUCAAGUUGAAGAGAAACUUGGAUCAACCUAAGUUGCCUCAAAGAUUGGAGAAAAAACUCCUUUUAUCGAGGUGAUGUAUUUUGAUGGAUCAUGAUAUUUCUGAAGAAAAGAGAAGAUGCCAUUUCGUGCUGCGAACAUGUGAUGAGAUUUCAAUGUUGCGAGAAAAUCCGAUUUGAAAUCAGAAACAGAAGCUGGCAGAAUUAUGAUCUCUGACUUGAGGAAUUCUGAGUAUUGAUGGAAUCAAUUAUCUUAGAUCUUAUCUUAAUAUAAAUAUUUAGGUCCCUAAAGAUCUGGGUAGCAGUAAUUCCAUUCAAGUUUGAGAGCAAAAGUUGAUGCCUGGUUAUUAGUUUUCUGUAUAUCCACUCAAAACCCAUGGUUUUCUUGUGUUCUUGUAUUUUCUUUUCUGGGAAUUUUCUAGCCAAGAUAUAGUUGUUGUCGCUCUAAACUUCUGAGUGUCUCUAAAUAAUGUAGAUGGUUGUUCUCCAUUUAUGUAUGUGCAGUAUAACAUUCGUCCUAUGAGUCCUGGAAAUGCCAGGCACAAAAUGUGAUCGUUGCUGAUCCAGUAGGAAGUUUAGUGAUCCUGAACUACAGGUGAGUCGAAAUGAAGAUGAAUGGGCCAAUAUCAAGCUGGAAUGAUUUACAGUUUCUCACUAUCUGUGAUGGAAGCUAGUUUUAGAAGUCAGAUCACCUAUGUGCUCACUCCCUUUGCCGCCGCUUUUCAUCUCUUUCGAUCCUGAUGCUUGCUAACUUCUGCGCUAUGCCUAUCUUCUGGUGAUGCCUCCAUGUUUUGGAUUCACGAAUUCUAACUUCUAGUGUGAUUAGAAGGCAUUCUAGGAAUAUGGUUCCUAUUCUACGCAGGUUAGACAUGCUACUGUCCUUUAGUUGCUGAUCAAGCAUAGACAGUAGCUAAUUUCUAUUUAAUUAAAUCUUUGAUUUAUACAAGUUGUUUCUUAUGCUGCUAGCCUUUACUGUAAAGGCUUUUAGUUCCCAGAUUUUCCUGAUUUAAUUAGUAAUUUGA
Molecule: messenger RNA, 2571 nt
Organism: Populus trichocarpa (black cottonwood)
Lineage: Eukaryota; Viridiplantae; Streptophyta; Magnoliopsida; Malpighiales; Salicaceae
Product: histone-lysine N-methyltransferase, H3 lysine-9 specific SUVH5
Exons: 1
Coding region: 413-1627 (404 amino acids)
Source: RefSeq, a predicted model, not a curated record